Toxotes jaculatrix (banded archerfish) is the source of this 7134-nucleotide messenger RNA. RefSeq names its product collagen, type XVI, alpha 1 (gene col16a1). NCBI's taxonomy places the organism in Eukaryota, Metazoa, Chordata, Actinopteri, Toxotidae. Bases 393 to 5246 code for a protein of 1617 amino acids. The record is from RefSeq and is a predicted model, not a curated record. The transcript has 71 exons.
UAGAGACAGAAAAAGUAAUGAGAAAACGAGAGACAGACACAGGGAAAGCAAACGGAGUGAGAGAGAGAGAGAGAUUUGGGAUUUAGAUUGUGCAGCAGCGGGAGAGAGAAAGGGGAGGAGAAAAGUUGAACACGGACAAUCUUGCAGUAACUUUUCUUCUUUCCUUUCUCCGUGGAAGAAGCCCCAAGAAAAAAAGAGGAAAAAAAGGAGAGAAAAAGCGCACUGGAUUUACAUUUGAUUACAUUUGCAUCGCCCCCGCAAGAUUUCCAAUCUGGUCCUUGGAUACAUACAUGCAUUUAUUUAUGGAUUAAUGUGGUCACAAAUUUGUGGAUUUAUCAGAAGUUGAAGCUGGUGGCUGAGGUGAGGUGAGCUGUUUACGGAGGAGUGAAACCAUGUGGCUUCUCAGCUCCUGUCUGACGUUGCUGGCCCUCAGCUUCGGAUCAUGUGACACAUUGACGUCAGAGCAAGAUGUACAGUGCCCGUCCUUACAAGGAGAAGAGAGGAAGUUUCCUGAGACGGCCAGGCACAAUAUCACUGGUUUUAAUCUGGUGAGGCGAUUCUCCCUGCUCAAGAGUCCAGAUGUCAAGAAGAUCCGCAACCCUCGAGGAUCCAUCAUCCUCCGCCUGGGCAAGACAGCACUCCUACGCCCCACUGAUCAGGUGUUCCCAUUUGGCCUACCUGAGGAGUUCACCUUGAUCUUCACCUUGGCUUUAAAGAAGGCUGCCCUGAGGGACACCAUCUACCUCUUCCAGAUAUCUGAUCAGCAGGGAUACCCACAGCUCUCUGUAGACCUGAGUGGGCCAGAUGGCACCCUGUCCCUGCGGGCCAAAGGGGCAGACCCUGAUGCAGACCUGGUGACCUGUGUUUUCACGGGGGAGGGGGUAGAGGCCUUGAUGGACCUGCGCUGGCACAAGGUGGCCAUCAGUGUGCAGCAAGAGGCAGCCUCCCUACAUGUGGACUGCAGCUCCAUUGAGACCAAGCCCCUGGAGCCCCGUGGAGUUCUGCCCACUGACGGACACACUCUGCUGGGCAUUCGGGCCUCUGAUGCUGGGCCUGUGCAGAUGGACAUUCAGCAGGCGGUGCUGUAUUGUGACCCAUCCCUCGCCAUUCAGGAGGCCUGCUGUGAGAUAUCUGGGGCAGGGUGCCCUCCUGAUGCUCCCAAGAGCCGUCGCGCUGCUGAGAAUGACCUGUUGGAAAACACAUUUAAUCAGGGGAUUUUUGCAUCUAAGGAUGUGGCGGAGAAAUGUGCUGGUUGUUUAUUCCUGAGUAGGGAAGAAAAUGUAGUAAACCCUCUUGGGCUGAAAGGGGAAAAAGGUGACCGGGGUGAUGACUGUUCUGGCACCCAUUCAGGUCCAUGCACAGAGGGACCCAAGGGGCAGAAGGGAGAGAAAGGCGAGCUGGCGACGCCCGGCAACUGGGGCGAAGCAGCUGGGUACAAGGGAGAAAAAGGUCAGAAGGGAGAGGUCGGUCCACAGGGUCUCACAGGCACUCCAGGGAAGGACGGUCGAGCAGGGUCCAUCUGUGUAGUUGGCCCCAAGGGACAGAAGGGUACCCCAGGUAUGGUGGGUCCUGAAGGGUUGGCUGGGGAGCCUGGGAAGCCAGGACCUCCAGGCCCGGCAGGAGCUGUAAAGCCCGGCCCACCAGGCCCUCCAGGUCCACCGGGUGGUGCAAAAGGAGACAAGGGAGACAUAGGACCUCCAGGAGAAGAUGGAUUGCCAGGAGAUCCAGGACCAAGAGGACCAGCAGGGUCUAAAGGAGAGAAGGGAGACCCGUGUGAAGUGUGCCCUGUGCUGCCUGCAGACAUGGGCAACACAGUCGCUCUGCAAGGGAAGCCUGGCCCUAAAGGAGAGCCUGGAUUACCCGGGACAGGAGAGAGAGGACUGCCUGGGUCUCAAGGUGCAGAUGGCAAGCCGGGACAGAAGGGAGAACCAGGAUCAGGUGGCGCCAAAGGAGAAAAGGGAGAGCCAUGUUCUGUGUGCCCCACUCUUGGAGAGUUACCCCCUAACCUCAUACCCGGUGUGACCCAAACCUUGCAGUUGAAGGGAGAGAAGGGAGAGCCGGGGAUUGGACUGAAAGGAGAGCAAGGGGAGCCAGGAAAGGAAGGAUCACCUGGCCUCAAAGGAGAGAAUGGUAUUGCAGGCAGCAAAGGAGCUGAUGGUAAGCCGGGAAAACCUGGACCACGGGGACCCAGUGGCAAGGAUGGACAGAAAGGCGCAAAGGGACAGCAAGGCCUGCCCGGUCUUGGUCCUCCCGGUCCAAAGGGUGCGAAGGGCGAGUGUGGUCUGUGCCAGCCAUCCGAGGUAGGAAGUGGACCCUCCGGUAUCAAAAUGCUUGAGGGAACAAGAGGCAAGCCAGGCGAACAGGGCCCUCCUGGGCCACCUGGACCUCCAGGUCUCGGAGCUGAUGGCAAACAGGGCCCGCCAGGUCUUGCUGGUACAAAAGGAGAAAAGGGUGAACAAGGACUCCAAGGAGAUAAUGGGCUGGAUGGAGCUCCUGGAGCCCCAGGACUGCCUGGAGAGCCUGGUCGGGAUGGACUAAUGGGCUUGAAGGGAGAGAAGGGUGAUGCCUGUACCAGCUGUCCUUCUCUGGGCACUACAGUGGGUGAUGGUGUAGCUGUUCCAGGCCUCAAAGGAGAGAGAGGAGACCCUGGUCCCCCAGGAGAAGGGAAGCCUGGCAAAAAUGGAAAACCAGGCUUACCAGGUGUGCAGGGGCCUGCUGGUCCCAAAGGAAGCAAGGGAGAUGCUGGAGUUGCAGGAGUUGGCCUUCCAGGACCUCAAGGUGAAGAGGGACCAAGAGGGCUGCCAGGACUUGCUGGACCUCCUGGAGCCAGAGGAUCGCCUGGCCCUAUUGGCCCUGCAGGAGAAAAGGGCUCAAGAGGAGGUGUCGGGCUUCCAGGGCCACAGGGGCCAAUGGGCAUUGGAGUAGCAGGGCCCCCAGGUAAAGAUGGAGCCCCUGGCUCUAAAGGACUACCAGGAGCUGAUGGCAGACCUGGACUUGACGGAGCUAAGGGGGACAAGGGUGAACCUGGAGAGUGCAACUGCAUAAUGCCAGUGCACCCGAACAUAGGCGGGCCUGGAGCUCCAGGAACUCCAGGAACUCCAAUGAACAUGUGGCAGCCCGGGCCUCAGGGCCCACCAGGACCUCCUGGCCCCCCUGGCCCACCUGGGCCUCAGGGUGUUACUGGAAUCCAAGGGCCUCAGGGCAUCCCCGGAAACGACGGGCUACCGGGGAAACCGGGUUUGCCUGGAUACAGCUACCCCACUGGACCACAACAGCUGCCUCAAGACUCUACUGGUGGAGACGCUGAUGAAGACUGUGAUGGGGGCUGUUCCCAAGGGUUGCCAGGGGUGCCAGGCCUGGCUGGUGCCAAGGGUGAAAAAGGAGAUCAGGGCAAGCCUGGGGUAAACCUCCAGGACAGCUGUGACAGGUGUUUGGAGAGACUGCAGAGGGAGCAGGCGACGGAGGCAGUGGGUGACCGAUCCUGCACAGGAGCACCUGGAACUCCAGGAAUGCCUGGAUUACCAGGAAUCAAAGGAGAGCCAGGUACACCAGGAGAGAGAGGCCAAGCUGGAAUACCAGGAAACAUGGGACCUCCUGGUUUCCCAGGUCCUCAGGGCCCAUCUGGUUUACCUGGUCAGCAGGGUGAGCGAGGGUUGCCCGGCCUCUCAGGAUUGAAGGGCGAGCAGGGCCCUCCGGGGACACCAGGCUACCCAGGAACCAUGGGACCGCCUGGACUGCCUGGACUGAAGGGUGAGCGUGGGAGUCCAGGAAGCAGUGGUCAGAAAGGAGAAUCAGGUCCUCCUGGUAACCCUGGGUAUCAAGGACAGGCUGGCUCACCGGGCAUCAAAGGAGACACAGGACCUGCAGGGGCUGCUGGUCCCAAAGGGGAACAGGGUUUCCAAGGACAACCAGGCUUCCCAGGACCACCCGGUCCAACUGGUCCUCCUGGCAAAACUGGAAGGGAAGGGCUCCCUGGGCUGAAAGGUGAAAAAGGCAAUGAUGGUGCUCAAGGGCCUCAGGGACCAACUGGACCCCCAGGCUCACCAGGCUCCCCAGGGUUGAUGGGCCCCCCUGGCAUUGAGGGAAUUGAUGGGAAAGAUGGUAAACCAGGACUGCGGGGAGAACCAGGCCCUCCAGGCCCUGCAGGACUAAGAGGAAUUCCAGGAUUCAAAGGGAAAACUGGCCAUGUUGGCUUCCCUGGACAGAAGGGUGAUGCUGGACCCACAGGUCCACCUGGACCACCAGGCAGACCGGGACAUGAGGGUGAUCCCGGUACCCCCGGAGCUCUGGGACGACCUGGACCCCCAGGCCACGUUGGUUCUACAGGUCCAGCUGGACCUCCAGGACCUCCUGGUCCAUCAGGAGUGGGUAUAAAGGGAGAUAAGGGUCAGGUUGGUGAGAGGGGUCUCCCAGGGAUGGUAGGAGCGCCAGGACCACCUGGGCACCCAGGGGCCAUGGGAGAGCCAGGCAGUGAUGGCGCGCCUGGUAAAGAUGGAACGGCAGGCUUACCAGGGGACGGCGGGCAGCCAGGUCAAAAGGGUGAGCCAGGGGCUCCAGGACAGAGGGGUCCUCCAGGGGAGCGAGGCAGACCUGGGCCUCCUGGCGGUGGGGCUUAUCAGUCCAAGGAUGCACAACCCAUGAUUGGCCCAGUCGGACCCAGAGGGGAGAGGGGAAGCCCGGGCUCAGCAGGGCCCCCCGGACUUCCUGGACCUCCAGGGUCCCCAGGAAAUGAUGCUGUAGUCAAUUAUGAUGAUAUCAAAAACUUCAUCCGCCAGCAGGUCAUCAAGAUCUUUGAUGAGAGAAUGGCCUACUACAUGUCACGCAUGCAGAUGCCGGUAGAGAUGGUGGCAUCCCCAGGUCGACCUGGGCCCCCAGGGAAAGACGGUGCUCCAGGUAAUCCUGGGUUGCCGGGUGCACCUGGCCUCCCAGGACAGAUUGGCAGACAAGGCCGACCAGGAUCCCAAGGACCCCCAGGACCACGAGGACCACAUGGAGAAAAAGGAGAGAAGGGUGUCGGAGAAAUGGGAGAUGUAGGACCUCCAGGAGCACCAGGUGUCCCAGGGCCUCCUGGAUAUGGUAAGAUGGGACCUCCAGGUCCUGUUGGCCAGCAGGGCGUUCCUGGGAUCCCAGGACCUCCUGGACAGCCUGGUACAAAGGGAAAUGAUGGCAGGUGUAAUCCUGGGGACUGUAUGAGCCAUCAAGUAGAUUACAGCCCCAAGGGCCCACCUGUCAAGGGCCCCUGGUAGAGGGCUAGAGGUGAUGGAGGGGGGUGGGGGGGACUGAAGCGAAGAGACUACGUGAAAGCCAAAGACCAUGACCAAAAGUUAUUGAAUUUGAUCAAAUAAGGAAGUGGCCAUUGUUGUUGAGUUGUAUAGAUUUACCCACACAGAUUUUUACUGUAGCUCUGAGCAAAAAUCCACAGUUUCUCUCAAAGGGCCCCACUGGAACUGGGGUCUGCAAAGACACACCAGCAGCACGUUUUUAUUGCAUCUUUUUUUUUUUUUUUUUUUUUUUUGGUUCUCUAUGAAUGCCAAUUCCUUGCUAUAUUACUGCCUCCUGUUUUCUCACUGUGUUUCACUCCUUUUGUACAUUUUCAAACAACCCAGGGGAGGUGACAAGAAUCAGAAUCUGUAUUUUCUUCUUUUUGAUUAAUUCUGGCCUCUUUUGUUUUUCCUUUUUUUUUCAUUUGCUAAAUCAGUAGAAGAGAAUACAUACAAUUAUUGUCGCACUUUGCUUCCACCUCUCAUAUCUUUGUUCCUUUGUCAUCGAAUCCCAUUCAGAGUGCAUCCCAUGCAUUUCUAAUAUUCUGUCUCAGUGCCUGAGGUGUGAUACAUAUUUGAAUUUGACUUGUAAGAGAAUAUCCCUAGAAAUGUAUCUCAGUUCUAUAGAAAUGGAAGUCAAAAACUUGCAUUCAUACCCUCUUUGAUGGAUUGACUGUUUUGUAUAUAUUUAUAUUUAUAUAUAUAGUGGCUUUUGAUACUUUUCAAAGGAUUUGAUAAAAGGCAUACGCAUGGCUAGCCACUUAUUUUUCAUAGUCAAUGGUUAUAUGGUAACAAAAAAAAUGCCAAAGGGAUAUUUUUCUAAGGUCUUUAAGCUUUCAAAAUGGAAUAAAGUGUUCAGUAAAAGACAAAUUAUUUAUGGAGGAAAAUUGCGUUUACAUAAGAAAGCAUAUUGGCUUUUGUAAUUAUUUUUGCUAAAGUUCAUUUUGUGUCAUUUUAACUCCAGCCUUUUUUGGAGGUGCAGCCAGUUUAAAGCAUCUCAUCUCAUUUUAUAUUCCAAAGUAGCUGUAAUAGCCGUCUGUCUGCUUCACAAGGCACUUGUUUAAGAAAAUAUGAGCAAUAAUUGAGCCCAUUCACUACAGGUACUGUAAUGCAAGUGCAGCCACCAAGCCCCAAAAAUCACAGGCAAGGAGAAAGAAAAUGUUUGGAGAAGCAUCACAAAUGGCUUUUGUAGUGUUGUAUUUUGGGUUCGCUAUCUGUUAUUUUUGUCACUUUUAUAUCUGGAGGUCUCUGGAGUUUUAAAUCAUCACCAUCUCUCACCAUCUCCAUGGUUUAAUUGGCACUUUAAACUAUGAGCCGUGGUCAGACUUUUGUUUCUCACAAGCUAACCCAUGGGAAAUAUUAAGCCUAAAAUUGAAUUAAAUUGCCUUUUAAAGAGGCCAUCAUGUGGUUAUCAUUGUCAACCUGUGUUCUAACAAACACCAUUCAAACGCUGUUGUUCAUCCAUGGAUGGAUUAUGAGACAAUGGGCCCCUGGGCACAGACAUGUAAAAUACCCCCCACCUCUCCUACAAAGGAGCACAUCCAGAAGUUGUAUGCUUCUUUGUAGUUGUUUUUGUCUCUUUGUAGUUGUUUUAUAUAUUUUAUGGCCAUUUUGUUUCUUUAUGGUUGUUUGAUUAACUUUCUAACAAGAAAUGUUAACUGUCACUUCAAACAGAGGCUCUGGCCCAAGGACCCACUGAGCUCUUCUGCCCUAAAGGGCCGUUCAGCAAUCCAUCACACAGAUGGAUUGCUGAACGGCCCUCAUCAACUCUACCUGUGCAUAUGUUCCUUUACUGUCAUUGUUGGAAAACUCGUGUGCCUUACUUAUGUUGUUUUAUGAAACAUUUGAGAAAAAAAAAUACAUUUUGAAAGCA